GCUUUCAGAUCCUGUCUUAACCAACUAACGGUUGUGCCACGCGCAAACACAUCUGAGUGCUAACAAGAUAUUUGAACGAAAAAUGCCAAGCUUACCACGAACCACGAACGAACUGGACAAUAUGACAAAGGAAGAGAGGCCACCACAAUCACAGAGAAAGGACUUCACAUGGCGACUUCAGCGCAAGCUCAUGAAAAGCCCGAUUUCAGAGAAACUCCACACUGAGGGGAGACUGGUCUGGUCCCAAUCUCUAGAAACUCUUCUUGGAUCAAAAACUGGUAAAACAACUUUCCAGGCCUUCCUUAAGUCUGAGUUCAGUGAUGAGAACAUUGAAUUCUGGAUGAUCUGUGAGGACUUCAAGAAAAUCAUGUGCCCCAGGAGGCGAAACUCCAGAGCCAAGAAGAUAUUCGAACGUUACAUCCAGGCUGAAGCUCCUAAAGAGAUCAACAUUGACCACCAAACCAGGGAGCUGAUCAAACAGAACGUGCAGACCCCAACAAAGACCUGCUUCGACGAGGCGCAGAAGAUCGUUUUUAGCCUCAUGGAAAAGGACUCGUACCCCAGGUUCCUUCGUUCUGACUUCUACAGAACCCUACUGGAAUCAGUCUCGUAAGGAUCAAGAUGUAAAGGAUGAGGUUCUGGAUAAAGACAGGCCUGGUGGCUCAUCUUUAAGGACUAUUUAAGAAGAGCUAGAGAAGGUCAACAGCAAGGGCUGGCCCUGAAAAUGGGUUUGGACAGGUGGACUGAUAUGGAUGUGCAGAACUCUAACACUGGUCACCUCUGACACUGGACUGGCCUCAUCUACAUUCAUCACAUCUGUUGCCUUGCUGACAUGCUGUUCUGCUACACUACAUAAGUGGAUUGGGAAUAUGCACACAAGAAAAAGCUAAUGGAGCUACCACUGGAGCUAUGAUGCUACGUUGAUGAGUUAGCUGGUACUUUUUUCUGAGAUAAGGAAAGUCCCCAUGCUUGUCUUUGUACAUCACUUCCACCAUUAAGAUGUUAUCAUAAGCUAGUUUUACAAUGUAAAGUUUCAGCAUUUUUUUUUUUCUUACUACAACAUGAUUAAAUUCCAAACCAAAUUCUGUAACGGAUCAUGCUCGGCCAUCCUUGUAAGAUCAAUCAGCAUGAUCAAAGUGGACAAAGUGACCCCGUUUUCCUCCUGGUGGCUUUAAGACGAGUAUGGAGCAACACUCUCACUUUGAGAUUGAGCAAAACUCUCGGACAUUGUAAGGACUUGGGUUUUAACCAUUUUUGGCCAGAGAGGAACUACACUCUCCAUUAGUGAGCACAUCACCUUACGUGCCGGUUUUAUCUCAGUCCUUAAUGAUGUGCAAUUCUGUCCACGACAGUAAAAUCAAGCAGAAAAUUGUACAUUGUAAACCCGGCUUUAACUGCAGGACAAGCAGAUUACGUUUCGAAUGAGUAGUGUUUUAUGUUUUGGUGAGAUAAUGAUUAGGCAGAGGAUGGAAGUCUUGAUGGAAAAGUACCAGUAGUUCAUUGGAAUAAGUCACUGUUAGAAUUUUAAACGUUUUUGUGAUUUCUGGUCCAUUGCAAGGAGUUCUCUGUACAUGUACACAAGACAGGUCAAGCACAGUAGAUUCCUUUAAAUGUUAAAUGGUGCAAAAGUGUAUGACAUAUCUAUUGUACAUAUGCGUAUGUAUAUAUUGUGUAUAUAUGAGUAUAUACAUAAUAUUGUUCAAUGUUUUAAAUUAUGACUUCAUUGUAGACACUGGUUAACGUUGGAUUUCAGGAUCUUUAAAUAUAAUAGUUCCAAUCAGACAUCCCAUUUAUAAAAGAUCUGACUUAUCUGACUGGUUUAUGUACUGUUUAAAAAUACAUUUUAACUCAUUAAAUGUUUUAUUUAUGAUUCUAUUAUUGACAUUUGCUGUAUGUGGGUAUUUCACAGGUUGAAAUUCCCCAAUAUAUAUAAAUAUGAAGACUUCUCUAAGACGUAUUAAAUAAAUGCAAAACAUACAACAGA
Messenger RNA from Clarias gariepinus (North African catfish), 1984 nucleotides. It is a transcript of the gene rgs13a, whose product is annotated as regulator of G protein signaling 13. Lineage: Eukaryota; Metazoa; Chordata; Actinopteri; Siluriformes; Clariidae. The coding region runs from base 83 to 613 and encodes 176 amino acids. The transcript is spliced from 5 exons. The record is from RefSeq and is a predicted model, not a curated record.